Molecule: messenger RNA, 611 nt
Organism: Papaver somniferum (opium poppy)
Lineage: Eukaryota; Viridiplantae; Streptophyta; Magnoliopsida; Ranunculales; Papaveraceae
Product: dynein light chain LC6, flagellar outer arm-like
Exons: 2
Coding region: 204-509 (101 amino acids)
Biological process (GO): microtubule-based process
Cellular component (GO): dynein complex
Molecular function (GO): dynein light intermediate chain binding; dynein intermediate chain binding
Source: RefSeq, a predicted model, not a curated record
CAGCUUCGAAUAAAAGGGAAAUAAAUAUUGGGUGAUGUGCCACCAUGAAAGCUCUCUCAUUCUGCAUUAAAUAGAUAUCUCAGGCUCCUAGCUACUUGGAUGUGAUUAGCUUCAGCUAUAAAAUCUUCAAUGUUUUCUAGCGCAACAUUCAUUUCUAGCCUUUCAGGGUUUUUCUAUUGUCUUGUAAAAAAAAGUUAGAGAGCAUGUUGGAAGGUAAAGCACUGGUAGAGGACACAGACAUGCCAUUGAAGAUGCAAAUCCAAGCCAUGACUUCGGCUUCGCAAGCAGUCGACUUGUACGACGUCUUCGAUUGUAAAUCCAUUGCCGCCAAAAUUAAAAAGGAAUUCGACAUGAUAUACGGAUCAGGGUGGCAGUGCAUUGUGGGUUCUAGCUUCGGUUGUUACUUCACUCAUUCUGAAGGCACUUUCAUCUAUUUUACACUGGAAACACUCAAUUUCCUCAUCUUCAAAGGCUCUUCUUCUAGUAAUACUGGUUUACACUGUAAUUGACUUUGGUUUCAGUUGUUCAUUGUGAUUACAAAAGGCUUGCAAUUUCUUGAUGUAGGAUUUCUAAGGCUCUUCUGUAAUACAUGAACUUAUCUUGGUACCAAA